AUGAAAAAACUCUCCUCCCACUAUUCUCUCAUUCACAAUUGUACAAAACCAAAUAAUACCACUACCAAUACACCUCCUCUAGGCCAUUCCCAACCAUCAACUGUUGUUGCUCAUGAUGCUGCUACAUUCACACAUUCCAAUUCUUCCUCCUCUCUCCACUCACCAACUAGUUCUGCGCUCUCAACAGUCGCUACUACUACAAACUCCACCUCUGUUUCCUCCUCCAACAAUGAUAACUCACCAACAGUUAUCGACAAGUCAAUACUUGUGAACGACCCUCUUCACUUUUACCAUCAAUUCAAGAGGAUGAACGCUAAACAUUCAAAUGAUAUUUCUCCAACCCACUUGAGUGCAGCAACUACCACCUCUUGUGCUACUUCUUCCCAACAACAAGUAGCUUUCAAGAAGGACGAUCAACAAACACCACCACCAGGUGCAACAGACUCUUUCAGAAAUAUUCUCUCUGUUGUAACUACUUCAACGUCCAAUAUUCGUUCGUCCACUAUUGUUGCCAAUACAUCUUCUACUGCACAGCCUUUGUCUUCUGGUAAUAGCUCAUCUGUUUCCAAUGUCCAACAAUCUACCCGUUCCUCUUCUUCUUCCACACCAUCGCACCACCAAACAGUAAAUAACAGUAAACAUCAUGGCGAGGUCAAUACUUCCAAUGGAAAGAAGGGUAGCUCUUCCCCAACAGAACUUUCAACUGACUCUGUUAAGCAAAUUACCUCCAACACUGUUUUGCCUCGUCUUCCAAGAAUUCGCAUACCAAGCAACACCUCAAGCAAUGGUGGUGGUAGCAAUAGUAACACACCAACCAAUCUAAUGACACCAUCCUCCCUUUCUAAUUCUUCCUCAUCCUCCUCCAAUAUGAUGCAAGACUUUGCUGACAGCCCAAGUAGUGGUUGUAAUCUUUUGUCUCGUGAUGCUCCAGAUAAUCCUUCGUUUAUUAACAGAAGAAUUUUCGUUGGAGGGCUGAAGGAAACUACAUCAGAACAAGAGCUCAUUGAUUUCUUCUCUCGUUCACCAAAUAACUAUGGACCAAUUUCACACUGUGUCAUUAUGAAAAAGUGGGAUGGCAGAUCGAGAGGAUUUGGCUUUGUUACCUUCUCUGAUGAAAGUAUUGCCAAGAAGGUUCUAUCAUACCAUAAAGAACAUCCAUUCAUGAUUGGAAACCACAGAAUUGAUUGCCAAGUUGCCCAAUCUCAAGGAUGUAAAAUUGAUAGUGUUGAUAUACCAACACACGCCUCAACCAUUUCUUCUUCCUCAAGAAUGGUUGAUGAUGAAAGAUUAUUCACUAACAAUAUUCACAACUCAGAUACACAAUCUGACAUGAUUUAUGGAGCCAGCUCCACAGACUUAUCAAGGUCUGGUAAUAGCUCAUCAGCCUCUUCCAACAAUUCACCAACUAUUAAGAAGGAUACCAUUUCUUCUUUUGAUAAGAAGCGCAGAAUUUUUGUUGGUGGUUUACAACCUCAAGUUACUAAACAGGCUGUUCAUGACUACUUCUCCAAACAUGGUACUAUUGAGGACUUGCAAUUAAUUCUCAAUAGAAGAACACCAUUUGCUUUUAUUACCUAUACAAGUGAAGAUAGUGCCACCAAAGUUUUGGAUGAUUUCCAUUCUGGAGUUUUAUGUAAGGAAUUUGCUGCUCAUGAUGUUAGAAGAGCCAUGCCAAAAGGAAGUUUCAGUUUCACAAAACAAAGAGAACGUGAAAUGGACAUGACAAGAAGAGUUCCUCCUCAUAGAGGUAUGCCUCCAACAGAAACAUCAACCAGACAAGCACCAAUUCCUAAUAGCCAACCAAUAGUUCCAUCCAACAACGGUUCUAGAAAGUCUGGUCAUACGCCACCAAGUUACAGAUAUACUCCGUAUGAUAAAUCAGGAACAUCAAGAAGAGGAAUGCAACCAUACUAUGAUCAUUCUCCAACUAAUGGACCAAUGCAACCUAAUGGUUUCUUUGGUCCUGUUGAUGUUCCUUCUUCACACAUUUCUAUGUAUCCUACUGGUCAUCCUUUACAUCACCAUCACCAACCACAUAUUGAUGAAAGAUAUAUGCAACCAUUACCUGGUCAACCAAUGCCAUCAACAUCAUCUUUCUAUCCACCUCCAAUACCUCCCUAUUAUGAUCAACCUUACAUGAUGAUGCAUCACCACCACCAUCAAGGAAUGCUCAAUGGAAGAGAUCCGUAUAUGCCAAGAGAAGCAGGUGCUUAUAGACAUUCUGACAAUAUUUCUAACAGUAGCGGAGAAAUGGACGAUAUUAGAAGAUAG
This is a messenger RNA of Naegleria gruberi, 2271 nucleotides long. RefSeq lists its product as uncharacterized. Gene Ontology annotation, molecular function: RNA binding. Bases 1 to 2271 code for a protein of 756 amino acids. The transcript has a single exon. NCBI's taxonomy places the organism in Eukaryota, Heterolobosea, Eutetramitea, Acrasida, Naegleriidae. The record is from RefSeq and is a predicted model, not a curated record.